This is a messenger RNA of Suncus etruscus (white-toothed pygmy shrew), 2471 nucleotides long. RefSeq names its product sec1 family domain containing 2 (gene SCFD2). Lineage: Eukaryota; Metazoa; Chordata; Mammalia; Eulipotyphla; Soricidae. The record is from RefSeq and is a predicted model, not a curated record. The transcript is spliced from 9 exons. Gene Ontology annotation, biological process: intracellular protein transport; vesicle-mediated transport. Bases 80 to 2134 code for a protein of 684 amino acids.
AGAGCCCCAUUCCCGGAAGUUGUGACUUUAGAAGCUAGGUUUCUGUCUCCCUGCACCCCGAAUCCACGAACCCUCCAUCAUGAGUGCCUCGGGGGUGCUGUCCUUCGCGCAGCAAGCCUGGGAGCAGGUCCUGGCGAAAGUAAAACGCGCUGUGGUCUACCUGGAUGCCGCUUGCGCCGAGAGCUUGCACUGGAGCUGUGGGUCUCCACGACUGCUGGAGGCCGUGGGGAGUUCUGCUUGUCAUCUGCGGGAAUUCGGACCCGAAGCCGUGGGAGGAGGAGCAGAGCAGCCCAAGGCGGUGUUUGUGCUCAGCUGUCUGCUCAAAGGCCGGACCAUUGAGACCCUCCGGGACAUCCUCAGCCGCAGUCACUUCCAGUACUGUGUUGUGGUGACAGCCGUGAGCCACGCUGUCCACCUCACUGCCAAUCAUGUGCCAGCCGCGGCCGCCGCCGAGCUGGAGGGGCAGCCGGUGUUCGAGCAGCUGGAAGAGAAGCUGUGCGAGUGGAUGGGCAACAUGAACUACACAGCCGAGGUGCUCCACGUCCCCCUGUUGCUCGCCCCCGCUGCGCCCUAUCUUGCCCUGACUCCAGCUUUCGCUGCCCUUUUCCCACUCAUGCCCCAGGAUGUGGAGGUCCUGAACAGCGCUCGACCAGACAAAAAGAGGCUCCUGGGUGGCUUGGGCGAGAUGGAUGCCUCUGCCCUUCCCCCUGAGUUGUUGCUGCAGAUCAGGUGCCUGGUGUCAGGCCUCAGUUCUUUCUGUGAGCAUUUAGGGGUCAGAGAAGAGUGUUUCGCCGUAGGUGCCCUCAGUCGUGUCAUAGCUACAGACCUUGCCAACUUCGCCCCUGCCAAGAACAGGAGGAAGGCUGCCAUAGGCAGGGCAUCUAUUGUCUUUGUGGACAGAACUCUGGAUCUGACAGGAGCAGUGGGACAUCAUGGAGAUAACUUGGUGGAGAAGAUCCUUUCAGCGCUUCCACAGUUUCCUGGCCACACGAACGAUGUGAUGGUCAAUAUGACUGAGCUCACAGCCCUCCAGGCUGAAGAUGAGAAUCAGAAUGUGGUUGCACCAGGCUGUUUGGCACAAUCCCAUGACACAGCAGCCAGAGCCCUGUGGGAAGCCUUACUGAAUACCAAGCAUAAAGAGGCAGUGAUGGAAGUUCGGAGACAUCUAGUGGAAGCAGCCAGCAGAGAAAACUUGCCAAUAAAGAUGAGCAUGGGAAGAGUUACUCCAGGGCAGCUCAUGUCCUAUAUUCAGCUCUUCAAGAACAACCUCAAAGCUCUUGUGAAUCACUGUGGACUCCUGCAGCUUGGGUUGGCCACAGCUCAAACUCUGAGACACCCACAAACUGCAAAGUGGGACAACUUUCUAGCUUUUGAAAGGCUCCUUCUCCAGAUCAUUGGGGAGUCAACAAUGGCAGUUGUGUUAAAUCAGCUGUUGCCCUUAAUCAAACCUUUGAGCCAGAGGACCAAUGAUGACUAUAGCCCUGAAGAGCUCUUGGUCCUCCUGAUAUACAUUUAUUCUAUCACUGGAGAGUUCACAGUGGAAAAUGAAACGGUUGAAGCAGAAGAAAACGUGAAGGACGCCUUGGCUCAAGUCUUUUGUGAGGAGUCUGAAUUGUCACCUUUGCUUCAAAAAAUCACAAGCUGCGACUCUUCAACUGACCUGACAUUUCCCAAAUCCAGAGUUGCGGUGGAUAAACUCUUUGCUUCACUUCGGGACAUUGCUGGAGCGCGGGCACUUAUGAAACAGUUUAAGUCUGUCUAUGUUCCUGGAAGUCAGACACAUCAGGCCUCCUAUAAGCCACUGUUGAAGCAGGUUGUGGAGGAAAUAUUUAAUCCUGAGAGAACAGAUCCAGUAGAUAUUGAACACAUGUCUUCUGGCCUAAGUGAUCUCCUGAAAACUGGAUUCAGCAUGUUCAUGAAGGUAAGCCGGCCUCAUCCCAGCGACCACCCUCUUCUGAUCCUCUACGUGGUGGGCGGCGUCACAGUCUCUGAAGCCAAAAUGCUCAAAGACCUUGUUCCUGCCCUAAAGCCAGGAACCCAGGUGAUGGUGCUGUCCACACGCCUUCUGAAGCCACUUAACAUUCCUGAGCUGUUGUUUGCAACUGAUCGGCUGCACCCAGAUCUUGGCUUCUGAGCCUCUGCGAUGCAGAUACCCACCAAAACUGGGAAACUUGCCUUGACUGUGACCAAUCAAGCUCUGCCUCCAAAUCUGAUGUCCCUGAUGUUACCCACAGUGGGUAUGUUUGGAUUCUGCCCACAAGAUUUUUGUCACCACGCAGCGAAGUCCUUUGCUGAAGGUGGCUGCUAUUCUUGGGGGGGGGGGGGAGUUUUUAAUUUUUCUAAAGACAUCCAACUGUUUUUCAGUUGGCCUGAUGCGUGAUAAUACCCAUUUAUCCUUCACCCUCUCUUUAAGAAGGUCUUUAUUCCACCUGGAAGUUCAUUCAUCCUAAAUAAAUGCCUGUUGCUUGGUG